Molecule: messenger RNA, 3908 nt
Organism: Loxodonta africana (African savanna elephant)
Lineage: Eukaryota; Metazoa; Chordata; Mammalia; Proboscidea; Elephantidae
Product: contactin-associated protein-like 4
Exons: 23
Coding region: 39-3908 (1289 amino acids)
Source: RefSeq, a predicted model, not a curated record
UUUGUAAUGUUUUAGGUUGCUGGUUGUAGAGGGCUGUAAUGAGGACAUUAACCCAAAUGUGGCAUUUUCCCCUGACAGAUAGCUGUGAGGAGCCUCUGCUGUCAGCCCUGCCUCCUUCAUCCUUCAGCAGUUCCUCAGAGCUGUCCAGCAGCCAUAGCCCUGGGUUUGCAAGGCUCAACCGCCGAGAUGGAGCAGGGGGCUGGACUCCACUUGUGUCAAACAAGUACCAGUGGCUGCAGAUUGACCUUGGAGAGAGGAUGGAGGUCACAGCUGUGGCCACACAGGGCGGGUACGGCAGCUCUGACUGGGUGACCAGCUACCUGCUGAUGUUCAGUGACAGCGGCAGGAACUGGAAGCAGUAUCGGCAGGAGGAGAGCAUCUCGGGCUUCCAGGGGAACGUGAACGCGGACAGCGUGGUGCUCUACAGGCUUCGGCCGCCCUUGGAGACGCGGCACCUGCGCUUUCUACCGGUGGCCUGGAACCGCGAUGGCCGCAUCGGGAUGCGAGUGGAGCUGUACGGCUGCGCCUACCGAUCGGAGGUGAUUAAUUUUGAUGGAAACAAUUCCCUAAUCUACAGAUUUACACAAAGUGCCAUGGGUCCAGUAAAAGAUGUCAUUUCUCUGAAAUUUAAAACAACACAAAGCAAUGGGAUUCUAUUCCACAGUGAGGGAAGGAGUGGGAAUCACAUCACCCUGGAAUUAGUCAAAGGGAAACUCUUUUUACUCAUCAGCUCAGGUGGAGCUGAGCCUACACACCUACCUGCCCCCAUCCACACCGCACUGGGCAGCCUCCUGGAUGACCAGCACUGGCACUCCAUCCUUCUGGAGCACUCCGGCCCACGGGUGAACCUCACGGUGGACAGGCACAUGGAGCACUUCCAGGCAUCAGGGGACCUGGAUCUCCAUCACGAGAUCAGCUUUGGAGGGAUUUUAGCACCUGGAAAAUCAGCAACAUUUCAAAGUAAAAACUUCCAUGGAUGCUUAGAAAAUAUUCAUUUUAAUGGAGAAGAUAUCGUUGAUUUGGCCAAGCGGCACAGUCCACAGGUCUUCAUUAUGGGUAACGUAUCGUUCUCCUGCUCACAACCGCAGACCAUGCCACUGACGUUCCUGAGCCCUAGGAGCUCCUUGGCACUCAUGGGAUCCCCGGGGGAAGAUGGGGUCACUGUCAGUUUCCAGUUUCGAACAUGGAACAGAGCUGGACGUCUGCUGUCUAGCCAGCUUCAUCAGGGCUCAGGGAACCUUCUGCUCAUUCUCAGCGAUGGAAGCCUCAGACUGAGCCUGCACAGGUCUCUGGAACAAAGACAGAGCAACAUCACAGCAGGUGCUGGGCUGAAUGAUGGGCAGUGGCAUUCCGUCUCCUUCACAGCCAAGAGGAAUCGCCUGAGUUUGAAAGUGGACAACAACAUGGCCUCCACUGCUCACAUGGUGGUUCCCAUGGAUAUUUAUUCUGGAGAGACCUAUUACUUUGGAGGGUGCCACCCUCUCACCUCUGGGUCUGAGUGUGCACAGGCCCUUGCCGGGUUCCAGGGGUGUCUGAGAGAAAUCUCCAUCAAUGCCCAAGAGGUGGACCUGAUUGCAGUGCAGCGGGGAUCACUGGGGAACUUUAGCGACCUCCAGGUAGACACCUGCAGCAUCCUGGACAGGUGUUUGCCCAACUACUGCGAGCAUGGUGGCAAGUGCUCCCAGACCUGGAACACCUUCUACUGCAACUGCAGCGGCACCGGCUACACAGGCGCCACAUGCCACCACUCGCUCUAUGAGCAGUCGUGUGAAGCCUACAAGCACAGGGGCUACUCCUCAGGUUUCUACCACAUCGACCCCGAUGGCAGCGGUCCCCUGGAGCCGUUCCUGGUGUUUUGUAACAUAACUGAUGCCCCGUGGACUGUCCUGCAUCACAACAGCUCCUCCCUCACAAGGGUCAAGGGCGCCAGUCCCACCCGCCCACACUCUGCAGACUUCCAGUACCAGGCUGGCGCAGGGCAGCUGCUGGCCACAGUGAUGCGCGCUGGGCACUGCCAGCAGGAGCUUGCCUAUCACUGCAGGAGGUCGCGGCUCCGGGAAGGGCCAGGUGGAGCCCCACUGAGCUGGUGGGUUGGAAGAACCAAUGAGACACACACUUACUGGGGAGGUUCUUUGCCUGAUGCUCAAAAAUGUACUUGUGGAUUGGAGGGGAACUGCCUUGAUUCUCAGUAUGUCUGCAACUGCGAUGCUGACCAGGAUGAAUGGAUGAACGACACAGGGCUGUUCUCCCACAAGGAACACCUGCCGUUGAUGCGGAUUGUGAUCACAGAUGCAGGCCGGCCUGGCUCUGAGGUGGUGUACCGACUGGGGCCACUGCUCUGCCAGGGGGACAGAUCAUUCUGGAACUCAGCAUCCUUCCACACAGAGUCCUCCUACCUUCACUUUCCUACUUUCCAUGGAGAGCUCAGUGCCGACGUGUCUUUCUUUUUCAAGACAACAGCCUCGUCGGGGGUGUUUUUGGAGAAUCUGGGUAUCACUGACUUCAUCAGCCUGGAGCUGCGCUCCCCCACAGAGGUGGCCUUCUCCUUUGAUGUGGGGAAUGGACCGUGUGAGGUUACGGUGAGGGCCUUCGGGCCCCUCAAUGACAACCGGUGGCACCUCAUCCAUGCUGAGAGGAACACGAAGGAGGCGUCGCUGCAGGUGGACCUGCUCCCACGGGUGGAGCAGUCUGCCCCCACUGACGGGCAUGUGCUGCUACAACUCAACAGCCAGCUCUUCGUGGGCGGCACGGCCACCAGGCAGAGAGGCUUCCUGGGCUGCAUCCGGUCACUGCAGCUCAACGGGCAGGUGCUGGACCUCGAGGAAAGGGCCAAGGUCACACCAGGUGUGGAGCCUGGCUGCCCAGGGCACUGUAGCACCUAUGGACACCUGUGCCACAAUGGCGGGCACUGCCAAGAGAGGCCCCGUGGGUUCUCCUGCGACUGCGAGCUCUCAGCAUUCACUGGACCCUUCUGCUCCGACGAGAUUUCUGCCUAUUUUGGAACUGGCUCCUCAGUGACUUACAAUUUUCAAGAAUAUUAUUCCUUAAGUGCAAACUCCAGCUCCUAUGCUGCCUCAUUCCACGGGGACAUGACCUUAGCCAGAGAGAUGAUCAGCUUCAGCUUCCAAACAGUGCAAACCCCAAGCUUACUGCUGUAUGUGGACUCCUUCUACAAGGAAUACAUGUCAGUCAUCCUUGCCAAAAAUGGGAGUUUGCAGAUUCGGUAUAAGCUAGAUAUACAUCAAGAUCCUGAUGUUUUUAACUUUAAUUUCAAAAACAUGGCUGAUGGCCGCCUUCACCACGUGAAGAUCAACAGAGAAGAGGGAGUGGUCUUUGUGGAGGUGAACCAGAAAACAAGGAGACAAACGAGCCUGUCCUCGGGCACAGAGCUCCACGCUGUCAAGUCCCUGGUGUUGGGCAGGAUUUUAGAGCCUGGCAGCCACCUGGACCCAGAGACGGCGCGGGCUGGCGCCGAGGGCUUCGAAGGCUGCCUGUCGGCGCUGCAGUUCGAGCGCGCGGCCCCGCUGAAGGCGGUGCUGAGCCCGGGCCGACCCGCGCGCACCGCGGUGCGGGGGCCGGUGGCUGCGUCGAGCUGCGGAGCCGGGGACAGCGCGGCGCGGGAGCGCACGCACGCGCGAGCAGAUCACUCAGGACCAGUGGGCGAAGGGGAGCCCAUCGCGGACGCAGCCAGGAGGGACUCGGCGGUGAUCGGAGGUGUGAUCGCUGUGGUCAUCUUUGUCUUGCUUUGUAUCGCUGCCAUCACCACCCGCCUGUACCAGCAAAAAAACUUGUACAAGAGCAAGGGGGCAAAACGGCCAGAAGAGGAGGGCAGAGCUGAGGCCGUGCUCAGAUGUGACCUCCACUUGCAGAAUGCAGCCAGCGGGAGUCAGAAGGAGUACUUCUUCUGA